GGGGGAACUCUAGCAAAGAAAUGUAUGUGUGUCAUGAGAUGCCACUACCAGCAAUAAGAAGGUCUAUUAAGUAUGUUUGCAUAUGUGAAACACCCACAAGGCGGUGAGAGGUCAAGUUCUGGAUCUUAAGAGUAAAGAAAGGCAAGAGCAGUGUGUUAGUACUACAUGAAAUGUUGGAUGUUUGUGGUUUGUACUCGUAGUCCAUAUAUUUACUGUGCAAGACUUGGAUAGUUACCUUAUUUUAUUAAUGAGCAAAUCUGUCCUGGAUGUACAGUUUGGGUCAUCCCGCAUUUACAUUGUUUUAUUGUAUUUUUAGCUUAAUCUACCAGCAUUUAAUCUCAUUGCAGAUUUAGUUUUUCUCCAAAUCUGUUUUGCUAGCUUUUUUCACCCUUACAGACUUGGCAACCGUCAGUCUUUAGAACGACUCCUUUGUGAACUUGAGAAAAAAAAAGAGUGAGUUUGCAUUUUUUGCAUUUUAUUGUUACACAUGUUUUAAAAACAUGCAGUUGAUUCUUGGUUAUUUUAAGGUUACUUUGUGGUUAAUAGUAAUGUGUAGGAGAUGACACAACAAUGAAUGGACAAUACAAACAAGGCAACAAACAGUACUACAGUGUAAAACUACAAUGUAAGCCUUGUUAUUCUUCCCCAAGAGCAUUCCUCCGACUCUGAAAGAUGCAAAUGCAGCAGUGAAUUAUAGACUCUGUAUGCUCGCUAGUCUCUAUGACUGAUAAACUGAUUUGUUCUAUCUUCCCCUUUAAAAUGAAUCAUUAACGCAAAUGUGACGACAAUUAAAGUGGGUGGACAUUGAAUGCACUUCAACACUUGACCUGUUUCCACUUCUCCACUUCUGCUGAAAGCAGACAGUUGCUGCUUUCUUUGCCAAGAUCUUCAGAGAUAUGUCAACUCAGGGACAGUCCAGUUCUGUUUCUUAAUAAUACCGCAACUAAAAUGGCUAGCAAGCAGCAAAGUCAGCAAGAUGAGCCACAUGGAGUUGACCUGGACUGCAUUCAGUUUUCCUGUUCAGUGUGUUUGGAUCUUCUGAAAGAACCCGUCACCAUUUAUUGUGGACACAGUUAUUGUAAAAGCUGCAUUGAGCAUUGCUGGGAUGGAGAGGAGGAGAAGGGUGAAUACAGCUGUCCUCAGUGCAGGGAGACAUUCAGCCAUCGGCCUGUUCUCAGGAGGAACAACAUGCUGGCCGAGGUUGUGAAUAAGCUAAAGAGCACAAAGUCAACAUGUCCUUCUCUGGUCUAUGCCAGCCCAACAGAUGUUGCCUGUGACUUUUGCUGUGGGAUCAGAAUCAAAGCCACCAUGUCAUGUUUGACCUGCUUGGCAUCUUACUGUCCCACUCACCUCGAGCCUCACUACAGUGUUGCUGUGUUGAAGAAGCACGAGCUGGUGGCAGCUACAGUGUCAAUACAGGAGAAAAUGUGCACGAAGCACAGCAAGUUAAAGGAGCUCUACUGUGAGCAAGAUGAGCAGCUUGUUUGCUCUUUGUGCACAGUGGAUGAGCACAAGGGCCACGGAUGUGUUUCCGCUUCAGCACUCAAGGAUAAGGCAAAGAAUCAGCUGGCUUUAAAUCAAAGGAAAAUCCAGGACAAAGUCGAAAAGAAAGAGAAGAAGCUGAAAGAACUGAGCCAAGCUGAGGAGAGUCUCAAGAGUUCUGCUCUGAUUUCCCUGAACGACUGUGACAAGAUCUUCGAUGAGCUCAUCUCUUCCAUGCAAAGAAAACAGAGUGAGGUGAAGCAGCUGAUUAAAGCCCAAGAAAAAACUGCCACCGCUCAGGUGGAGGACCACCAGUCUCAGUUGAAGGAGGAGAUUACAAAGCUGAAGAGAACAUACGCUGAACUGGAAAAAGCUUCGGAUGCAGAUGACCUCAUAUAUCUGAUGCAGCAUCUCUCCACUUCCUGGGAUUCUCCAGAUGGCUCACCUGGAGCUCCUCCUCAACGCUCCUUUAAAGACAUAACCGAGUGUUUGUCUGAGCUCAAAGAUAAACUGGAAAUGUCACUGAAAGAAACAUGGCCCAUGAUCUCAGCCACAGUUUCAUAUGUUGACUUCUCACUACCUCCGGCCCCCAGCAGCAGAGAAGAGCUUUUACGUUAUGUUUAUCCCCUCACACUGGAUGGGACCUCAAACUAUCGUUAUCUCCACCUGAUAUGCGAGAAUCGCAGGAUGAGGCCUUCACCCGGCCAGGCUUCAGUGCAUCUGGACAGGUUCACUAAAUUUCCCCAGGUGCUGUGCAGAGAGGGUUUGUCCAACCGGUGUUACUGGGAGGUAGAGGGACAUGCUCGCAUUUUGUCUGUAGCAGUGGCUUAUAAAAACAUCAGCCGGACAUCAGAUGAGUCACAGUUUGGCAAAAAUGACAAGUCCUGGAGUUUAGAUUGCACUGCAGAUGGCUUUUUAUUCUGUCACAAUAAUGUAGAAACCAAGGUGCCCGGCUCUGGUCUCUGCAAGAUUGGAGUCUUCCUGGAUUAUAAAGCAGGUACUCUGUGUUUUUAUCGUGUCUCUGACCCAAUGAUUCUAAUCCAUCAAGUCCAGACUGCAUUCAUCCAACCUCUUUAUCCUGGGGUUGGGAUAAAUUAUGAAUGGUAUGAUACUGGAGUAUUUGCACAGCUGGUUAAGUUAUGGUAAAUCUUUUCGAAGUGAUAGAGAUGUUAAAUAUUUUAAGAUCCCAUCUCUAAAGGAUUUUGUCAUCCAUCGCAAAAGCGUAGCACAUGAAGUUGGGAAGUAUAAAAAUACAAAUUCUUCGUUACUAUACUUAAGUAGAAUAUUCAGGUAUCUGUACUUGAGUAGUAGAGAUACCUGUACUUGAGCUUCAACUUUUUUAAACAAAUAUUUCUAGUGUAAUUUCUAGUCUUAUACUCAGGGAUUAAAGCCGGAACGAGUGCAGGUCCUCGUAAAUUGUGGCUGUGGUACCUCAGCAUAUAUUUAGUGCUACUGAAAAGCAGCAAAUAUAAUGAAAGUAUUUUUUUAAGUGGUAGGUAAUUUCAAAUGCAACAUUUCUAUUAGCUCAACAAACGUCGGCAAAACACACACAAACUGUUUUAGCGCAGUGUGUUAACCCUAAAGGUUCAGCUGCUGUAUCUCACAGUGUGACAAAGUGGGUUAACAGUUGGAAUACUCAUUACUUGUCUCAUAAGUAUUAACUUUUUACACAUUAAGCACAUUAUUCUCCACAUGUUAGUGAUGGCCAUAUGGCACAGAUUCAAGUGGCUCUGCAUAUUUUUGGCUGCCAGAUGGCACCAGAUAGGACUGUGUUGAAAAGCUUCUAGUGUUGAAUCAUGUUUUGAUAAAAGCCUCAGUUUUUUUUUUUUUUUUUUUUUGAAAAAAUAAAUAAACAAAUAAAAGCCUGUCUAGAGUUUCUGGACUUCAAAGGGGUGAUGAGGUCAUGUCUGAUGUACCCAGGCUAAACCAACACGUGCAGCAUUAGGAAUGUUUUCUUUUGUUUGUUUUCAGGUAACGAAGUGAUUUUUCAAGACUAUCUUUAACUUUAACAGAGCCAUUUAGCUGUAUUUAUUCAAUUCAAUUCAAUUUCAUUUAAAUAGCACCAAAUCACAACAAAAGUCGCCUCAAGGUGCUUUAU
Molecule: messenger RNA, 3580 nt
Organism: Maylandia zebra (zebra mbuna)
Lineage: Eukaryota; Metazoa; Chordata; Actinopteri; Cichliformes; Cichlidae
Product: E3 ubiquitin/ISG15 ligase TRIM25
Molecular function (GO): protein binding; zinc ion binding
Source: RefSeq, a predicted model, not a curated record